AUGCUGAGUUCAGAUCUGCUGCUUGCGCACGAUGACCCGACACUGCCGAUCAUCUUUGUUGCAGGCGCCUCCAAUCAUGGCGUAGGUGCUGCCAUUUCGCAUACUUUUCCCGACGGGUUCGAAAAGGUGAUCGUGCACGCAUCACGACCUUUAACCCGUGCGGAGACGAACUAUGAUCAAAUCGAGAAAGAAGCAUUGGCCAUCAUCUUUGCCGUAAAAAAAUUCCACAAGCUGCUCUACGGUCACCAUUUCACGCUGUUGACCGAUCAUAAGCCGUUGCUGUCAAUGUUCGAUUUGAAGGCGGGCAUCCCAGACGGAGUGCGCCGUCAGCUUUCGGAUGCCAUACGAGGCAUUCCUGUAACUGCCGCCGACAUCCGACGCGCUACCGAACAGGAUCCAGUGCUUCGACAGUUGGCCAGUUGUCCAACCACUGCUCGCACUGGCGAUCUUCACCAGCUCUUCGUGCAUCGGGGGUCGCUGUCUGUGGUUGAUUCCUGGCUUAUGUUUGCAGACCGUGUAGCCAUUCCUCCUUCCUUUCGGCCUGUUGUACUACGGCAGGUUCCUGCUGCUCAUCCUGAGAAGAAUUACUCAAUUUUGAAAGUAAACCAUCGCGUCACACCGGACUACAUUAUUUUAACUCCAGUUUCCAAAACGAAACUUCCCACCGGAAUUCUCCUGGAAACUGAAGAUGGAGGAGAAGAGAACAUUCUUCUGCUUACGGGACAUAUAAACCAAACAGAAGUAAAGGGAACCAUUACCACUGAGAAAGGUGAACAGUCCUUUGCUCUCGUUCCACAGGCCGGCGCUACUAAGACAGACCUGGUCCGAAUAGCUUUCAAUGUAUCAUCAACCUCCCAAAAACCUACUCCGCCUACCUCCACGCCGCCUUCCCCAUCGGAUCCAGAUUCCACAUCUACCUCGGACGCCUCCAAAGGUCUUGUUUAUAUUCCUCUACUUUUUUUAAUUAUUGCAAACCUUUAA
Molecule: messenger RNA, 981 nt
Organism: Dibothriocephalus latus
Lineage: Eukaryota; Metazoa; Platyhelminthes; Cestoda; Diphyllobothriidea; Diphyllobothriidae
Source: the annotation of a GenBank genome assembly